Ilex paraguariensis (yerba mate) is the source of this 1233-nucleotide messenger RNA. Lineage: Eukaryota; Viridiplantae; Streptophyta; Magnoliopsida; Aquifoliales; Aquifoliaceae. The record is from the annotation of a GenBank genome assembly.
AUGACCGAAGAUAGAAAGAAGCAUAGGCCAAAAGUUGUGGAUAACAAUAGGGAAAAAAUGAAGAGAAAGAAGAGUUGUAAUGAUCCUCCCUCCAUUGGUCCCUCCUCGAAGAAGAAAGAUAAUCAUCCUCCCUCCACUAAUCCAGUUGAUCCCACUGUUGAUCCCUCCUUCAAUACAUUAAGUUCAUCCAACCCUAUAUCCAAUCUAACAAGUUUAUCCAACCUCAAUCCAGCAAGGUCAUCCAACCCCAUAUGCAAUAAAGACAUAUCUUUCUUCAAUAAAAUUUGCAAACACCGGUAUGAUAAUUGCUUUUAUAAUAAGCCUUUGUUAUUGGAGAGGGGUGUUUUAUUGGAUCAAUUAAAAGAUGUAGGAUGUGAUGUUAUUUUUGCUCAUCAUCAAUGGAAUUCUGCAGUUGAUAUCAAAAAGACGGAUAAAACAUAUAAUACAUUGGUGAAAAUUUUUUAUUCUAACAUGCAUGAUAUUGAUAAAGGUGAUCAUAAGUUUAAGUCCCUUGUGAGGAAUGUGAAAGAUGUUUAUGCAGAAAUUGAGGGUAUGCCUAUUAAUUUUAGUGAGAGUAUUGACAAGUCUGUAUUUUUUCAGCAAGACCUUACUCCCAAAUAUAGGAUGUUAAACCUUAUAAUGGGGUACAAUAUUAGUCCAAGAGGACAUACUGCUGAUUUUGGACUUGAUCGAGCUCAUCUCUUCUAUGCCAUUGGAAAUGGUAUAUGUAUAGAUCUACCUUGUUUAAUAGUUGAUGAAAUUAUUUCAAUACAAGGUACAAAGGAUAGGUGGCGAUGUCUCUCAUUCCCAAUUUUGAUUUCAAAGAUUAUGGAGGAUUGUGGAGUUGUGAUUCACUCAAGCGACUCUUAUUCCACUCCCAUGAAUCCAAUUUAUGGUGGGACAAUAAAAAAGAGUUUAGGGCAAGAGAAAAAUAAGAAAACUCAACAGCCACAAGUUGAAAUCCAGAAUGAAGUUGCAACUGAGGAUAAUAUUGCAGCCCAGGAUGUCCCACAUUCUUCCACGGGUGGUCUUCCUUCGUCGGAUGAUCCUCCAUUGUCUAUAUUUGAGCAUUUGCUGGUACAAAUGGGCAGAAAGAUAGAAGAAUUUGAAAAUACUCAAAAUGAAAUAAAGGAGUCUCUGAAGGUGAUUAAUAGUAGGUUGGAUAGAAUUGAUAACAGAUGGGAUAGAAUUGAGUCUUUUUUUAUGAAAAGCAAAAAAAUAGUUAGGAAGUGA